AUGGUGAGUAAAAUAGCCAAACGGAAAGCUGAGGCUUCAGGCUCAAGCUCAAAGUUUUCAGAGACGUUUUCGGCUAGCUGGAACGCUUACUACAAGCAAGUUUCUGGAAACCUGCACCUGCGGCUGAUUGAUAGUUUCCUGGUAGUCCUAGUCGCAGCAGGCAUUGUCCAAUUUCUGUUUGCGUGUAUUAUCGGUGACAGCUUUCCUUUGAAUGCAUUUUUGGCCGGUUUUUGUGCCUGUGUAGGCCAAUUUGUUCUUCUGGUCAGUUUGCGUAUGCAAUGGGUGGAACCAUUCCCUGGAGUUAGCCGUGAUCGCGCAUUUGUGGAAUUUGUGGGUGGAAGUCUCGUUUUGCACUUUUUGAGCUUGCAUUUUGUUAAUUGA
Lachancea lanzarotensis is the source of this 381-nucleotide messenger RNA. It is a transcript of the gene OST2, whose product is annotated as LALA0S09e05138g1_1. Bases 1 to 381 code for a protein of 126 amino acids. Gene Ontology annotation, cellular component: membrane; oligosaccharyltransferase complex. The transcript has a single exon. Gene Ontology annotation, biological process: protein N-linked glycosylation. The record is from RefSeq and is a predicted model, not a curated record. Lineage: Eukaryota; Fungi; Ascomycota; Saccharomycetes; Saccharomycetales; Saccharomycetaceae.